This is a messenger RNA of Nicotiana attenuata, 628 nucleotides long. RefSeq lists its product as uncharacterized. The transcript has 4 exons. The coding region runs from base 173 to 403 and encodes 76 amino acids. The record is from RefSeq and is a predicted model, not a curated record. NCBI's taxonomy places the organism in Eukaryota, Viridiplantae, Streptophyta, Magnoliopsida, Solanales, Solanaceae.
GUUAUUUAGCACUACCCCUUUAGAAUUUCUAGAGCUUUCCAGCAAAGAACAUUUCAUUACCGUAUCCUCGAUUCCACCUCUCUGCUCAGCAGCUCAUCGUGAAAUCGAAAAAGAACGUGAAAGCUCUUGGUCUUGAUGUGAAGUGUACAUUCUUAAUUGUUGGAGUUCAACAAUGGCAACAAAGUACAUCAUUGGUUCAGUUUUGGGAUCAUUUGCAAUUGCAUAUGUUUGUGACGUCGCUAUUGCAGACAAGAAGCUGUUUGGAGGUACUACUCCACAUACUGUUGCAAACAACGAAUGGUGGAAAGAGACGGACAAAAAAUUCCAGGCAUGGCCUCGCACUGCUGGUCCGCCAGUGGUUAUGAAUCCCAUCAGCCGCCAAAAUUACAUUGUCAAGUCUUGACGGAUGAUAUUCGCUCCCGUGCUGGAUUAAGUUGCUUGGUCUAAGUUUCCUUUCAAGCAAAGUUGUGUGAUAGUUCGAUUGUAAUAAAUGUUUCUUCAGUUUGUGCACCUAUGUGUACUAUCUUGUAUCAGUUGAAUCAACUAUGAAGGAUACAUGAUCAAAUGGAUAAGAUUAGCUACUUAUGUCUUGACUUAUAUAUAUGUUGAUUCUCUGCUUUGUGUGUAA